Molecule: messenger RNA, 918 nt
Organism: Penaeus monodon (black tiger shrimp)
Lineage: Eukaryota; Metazoa; Arthropoda; Malacostraca; Decapoda; Penaeidae
Product: 300 kDa antigen AG231-like
Exons: 4
Coding region: 1-918 (305 amino acids)
Source: RefSeq, a predicted model, not a curated record
AUGGCAACAAGUACCCCUAUCACAACAACAGAGUCCAUGACAACAAGUACCCCUAUCACAACAACAGAGGCCAUGGCAACAAAGGCCAUGGCAACAAGUAAUCCAAUCACAACAGAGUCCAUGUCAACAAGUACUCCUAUCACAACAUCUGAGGCCAUGGCAACAAAGGCCAUGGCAACAAGUACCAUCACAACAAAGAGGCCAUGGAACAAGUACCCCUAUACAACCAACAGAGGCCAUGGCAACAAAGGCCAUGGCAACAAGUACCCAAAAAACCCAAGGCCAGGCAAAAAUUACCCCCUAUCACAAAAACAGAGGCCAGGGGAAAAAAAGAAAACCCCAAAUCAAACACAGGCUAGGCCCAAAAAGUACCCCACAAAACAACAGGGGCCAUGCAACAAGUACUCCUAUCACAAAAACAGGGGCCGGGGGCAAAAAGUACCCAAAUCACAACAGGGGGCCAUGGCAAAAAGUACUCCUAUCAAAACAGAGGCCAUGUUAACAAGACCCUAUCCAACAGGCCAUGGCAACAGUACCCCUUUUCCAAACAGAGGCCAUGCAAAAAGUACCCCCUAUCACAACAAAGAGGCCUGGCAACAUACCCCCUAUCACACAAAAAGGGCCAUGGCAAAAAUACUCCUAUCAAAACAGGGGCCCAGGGCCACAAUACUCCUAAAAACAAGGGGGCCGGGCAAAAGUCCCCUUCACAAAAGGGGCCCCUUCCCAACCAAGUACCCCAAACCCAACAACAAAAGGCCCAGGGCAAAAAUACCCAAAUCAAAACAGGGCCAUGGCCAACAAUACUCCUAUCACAACAGAGGCCUUGGCAACAUACCCAAAAUCAAAAACAGAGGCCAGGGCAACAAGUACCCCUAUCCCAAAAAAAGAGGCCAUGGAAACAAGUCCCCCCAAAUUUAA